Ogataea philodendri is the source of this 1938-nucleotide messenger RNA. RefSeq lists its product as uncharacterized. Gene Ontology annotation, biological process: glycerol-3-phosphate metabolic process. Gene Ontology annotation, molecular function: glycerol-3-phosphate dehydrogenase (quinone) activity. The record is from RefSeq and is a predicted model, not a curated record. Lineage: Eukaryota; Fungi; Ascomycota; Pichiomycetes; Pichiales; Pichiaceae. The transcript has a single exon. Gene Ontology annotation, cellular component: mitochondrion; glycerol-3-phosphate dehydrogenase (FAD) complex. The coding region runs from base 1 to 1938 and encodes 645 amino acids.
AUGGCAUUCAAACAAGCAAGAAGAAUCGGUCAGAUUGGCGCUUGUUCAGCGCUAGCGUUGGGCUUAGGUGGCGCGUAUUUGCAAACCAUCCACAACGAUACGUUGGUUGAUUUUAAAUCCAAGUUUCCGCCAAUCGUUACCAAUGUGGAGAAACCCCCCGCAAGGGAUGAUUUUUUAAAAAAACUGGGGGAACCGGUCACAAAAUUGGCCGAGGAAUUAUCCACCAAAGAUGCCCAGUCCAAGUUUGAUUUAAUCAUCGUCGGAGGAGGUGCAACAGGUACCGGUGCCGCUCUCGAUGCCACUCUUCGUGGUCUGAACGUGUUGUUGCUGGAAAAAAAUGACUUUGCGUCCGGCACUUCGUCCAAGUCAACAAAGAUGGCACACGGUGGAGUUAGAUAUUUGGAAAAAGCCAUCUUCCAGCUCUCCAAAGCCCAGCUUGACCUUGUCAUCGAGGCUCUGAACGAAAGAGCGGCUAUUCUCAACAAUGCGCCUCAUUUGGCCACCUGUUUGCCGAUUGCUAUUCCUGUUUACAAAUACUGGCAACUGCCAUAUUUUUACGCCGGAUGUCUGUUGUACGAUUUAUUUGCCGGCUCCCAGGCCUUGAGAUUUUCCUACAUUUUGAGCAGAGGCUCUCUGUUGGACAAGCACCCUCAACUUGACUCCGAGGGGCUUGUUGGAGGUUUGGUUUACCACGAUGGUUUGUUUAAUGAUGCUAGAAUGAACGUGUCUUUGGCUUUGACUGCCCAGAAACACGGUGCUACCGUGCUCAACUACAUGGAAGUCAAGCAGUUCUUGAAAGACGGCGCCGGAAAGAGUAAGGGUGUUCGUGUUGUUGACGGCGAGACCAAGAAGGAGUACCUUGUUGCUGCCGAUGCUAUUAUUAACGCUACCGGACCUUACUCCGACGCUAUGUUGUCUAUGGAUGAGAGCGCCAACGGAUUACCUGAUCCAAAGGUUCUGGAACAUCCAAAGAUGGUGGUUCCUUCUGGUGGUGUCCAUGUUGUUCUUCCUGAAUGGUACUGUGCUAAAGAUAUGGGUUUGUUAGAUGCUUCUACCUCUGACGGUAGAGUCAUGUUCUUCCUUCCAUGGCAGGGCAAGGUUCUUGCUGGAACCACCGACGUUCCUUUGGAUAGAGUUCCAGAGAACCCUGUUGCUUCGGAGUUUGAGAUCAACGACAUUCUGAAAGAGUUGCAACACUAUGUUAAAUUCGAGGUCAAGAGAGAAGACGUCUUGAGUGCCUGGUGUGGUGUCAGACCUUUGGUCAGAGACCCAACCACGGUCACUAGCGAGAACAUGAAGUCCACUCAAGGACUUGUUAGAAGCCACUUGAUCUUCAAGUCUCCAAACGGCCUGAUCACCAUCUCCGGAGGUAAAUGGACCACUUAUAGAGAAAUGGCUCAGGAAGUUGUCACCGAGACCAUCAACAGCACUCCUGAGUUGCAAGCCAAGAACCCAAAGCCAUGUUCCACCAAAGACUUCAAAAUCGUUGGUGCAGAGAACUACGAGAUCUCUCUGGCUGCCAGAUUGGCUCAACACUACAGAUUGACCGAUAAACUGGCCACCCAUCUGGCCCAUAACUACGGAGACCGUGCUCCAGUUAUCAUCGACCUGUUCAAGGACCCAGAAAAUGCCAAGCCGCUCGGUUUGGGUGACCACCCAACUUAUGCCACUUUUGACCAUCCGUUCACCAUCGGAGAGCUCAAAUAUGCCAUGAGAUACGAGUACGCCAGAAGACCCCUGGACUUCUUGGCCAGACGGUGCAGAUUGGCCUUCCUGGACUCCAAAACAGCCCUGGCCUGUGUUGACGAAGUUGCUGACGUUAUGAGUAACGAAUACGGCUGGAAUGCAGACACCAAGAAACAGUACAUUGCCGAGGCUGUUUGGUACAUCAAUCAUAUGGGUAUCGAGCCUAACCAAGACUCGUACGGAACAUUUUAA